AUGGUGAACAUCCCAGAGUACUAUGCGGGGAAGAGUGUGCUGAUCACGGGAGCCACCGGCUUCAUGGGCAAGGUGCUUCUUGAGAAGCUGCUGAGGUCCUGCCCAGGAGUCAAAGUUGUGUACGUGAUGGUCAGGCCAAAAGCUGGCCAGAGCCCUCACGCACGCAUCGCUGACAUGAUCAACUGCAAGUUGUUUGAAAGAUUGCAAGAUGAACAGCCCGGCUUUGCGGAGAAGAUAAUCGCAGUGAGCAGCGACCUCACGCAGCCAGAGCUGGACCUGAGUAAAGAGGACCAGGCCACUCUGACUGAACACGUUAACAUUGUCUUCCACUGCGCCGCCACCAUCCGCUUCAAUGAACCACUCAAAGAUGCGAUGCAGCUGAACGUCCUGGCCACUCAGAAGAUGGUGGCACUGGCCCACAGGAUGAAGCAGCUGGAGGUCUUCAUUCACAUCUCCACUGCUUACGCCAACUGUGACCGCGAGCUCAUCGAAGAAAUCAUCUAUCCUCCGCCUGUAGAUUACCGGAAACUCAUCGAUACACUGGAAUGGAUGGAUGAGAAGCUGGUGUCUGUGCUGACUCCCAAGCUGAUUGGAGAGCGUCCAAACACCUACACCUACACCAAGGCCUUGGCCGAGUAUCUGGUGCAGCAGGAGGCUGGAAACCUCAAUGUAGCCAUCGUCAGACCAUCCAUAGUCGGAGCCAGCUGGAAGGAGCCCUUCCCUGGCUGGAUUGAUAACUUCAAUGGGCCUAGUGGGAUAUUCAUAGCAGCUGGUAAGGGCAUCUUGCGUACAAUGAGGGCAUCUAACAACGCCGUGGCCGACCUGGUCCCCGUGGACGUGGUCAUCAACACCACGCUCGCCGCCGCUUGGUACUCCGGAUCACAGAGGCACAACAGGCCUAAAAACAUCCUGGUAUACAACUGCACAACUGGUGGAAUCAACCCGUUUCACUGGGGAGAAGUCGAGUACUGUAUAAACAUGACCUUCAAGACCAACCCAUUAGAGCAGGCCUUCAGAAGGCCCAAUGUCAAUCUGCGCUCCAACGCUUUUACUAAUCAGUACUGGACGACUGUCAGCCACACGCUGCCAGCCCUGCUCUAUGACGGCUAUCUCAGACUGACGGGCCGCAAGCCCCGGAUGAUGAAGACAAUCACUCGCCUCCACAAAGCCAUGAUGGUCCUGGAGUAUUUCACCAGUCACUCCUGGGUGUGGCACACUGACAACAUCGCCAUGCUGAUGGCUCAGAUGAGCGCCGACGACAAGAAGGUGUUUAAUUUUGACGUGCGUCAGCUGCACUGGGCAGAGUACAUGGAAAGCUAUUGCAUGGGCACCAAGAAGUACGUCCUCAAUGAAGAGCUUUCAGGACUGCCUGCUGCACGCAAACACCUAAACAAACUGAGGAACAUCCGCUACACCUUCAACACCAUCCUGGUCGUGCUCAUCUGGCGCAUCUUCAUCGCGCGGUCCCAGAUGGCCCGAAACAUCUGGUACUUUGUGGUCAAGCUCUGCUUCAAGUUCCUUUCCUACUUCAGAGCCUCCUCCACCAUGAGAUACUGAGUCAGAGACGUGAAGGCGGCUUUGGCGGAGGCAUGAAAAAAACGAAAGGACUCUAAGGUUGUGGAUGAUUCAGUGCUUGAAUUAACAGCCCUUAAUAACGGUCUACCUUGCUACCUAUCUCUGGUCCUUACCCCGACACUCAAGGCUUACAUGGAAGCAUUAAAACAGUGUGAACAUCGUGAACACAGACUAGCACUUGGGCUGGUGUGGACUUCAGGCUUGUCGAGCAAUCCAGUCGUUGCAUAUCUUGGAUCUCUAAGCAUUUCAUGAAACAGCAUAGCACAUGGACGUUAUCCCAAAUGUAACAGCCCUCGGCCUGAAGCCCCAGCCCUGCACCGCAGACAAGCAGCACUUGGACUAUUUGGCUCCCGGCUAGCACUCAAGAAGCAAAGCCCCCCCCUCUAUGCCCUUGUUCCUCUCAUUUCCCCUCUCUUCUCUCCAAACGCCCGAUCCAGCACCAGCCUCACUCCCACAGAUCCCCCAAGUUCUGCAGCAGCCCUCGUCCACUCCACUCGCCUGUCUACCUGCCUGGCUGUCUGCCUGCAACAAAAGGCUAUGCACUGGAAGAUGCUCUGCUGCAAAAACUCUGAGCUGGUUUCGGGUCAGUCCAGGCUCUGUGAUACUGUUACUGUAGGUCAGUCUUCUAAAACCUUGCAACUCCAGAUUUUCAUGUUUUCCUUUUCUUUGUUUUCCCCUGAAUUUCAAGUUUGUGUGCUGAAUCUUUUUGGCGCUCACGGGAACCUUUUUUUAAAACCGAGUGGCAGAUGAUGACACCAUAGUAUUGGCGUCAUCAGCCAGAAAGUGUAAUUUUCCCAGCGCCUGGUCAGGAAUUUUCAUCUGACAGCAGCAUUUCGUUAGUGAAAGCAUUAAGGCGUGAGAGAAGCGGCUCUGUGAAGAUAGUUGGAAGCAGCUAUACCUCUCAAUCAAAACAAAGGUGUGUUCAAGGACAGGUUGGACUAAGGAGCAUUGUUUAAACACUGUUUUGUCCCCACCCACAAGACCAUUCCCUUAGCCAAAGCCAUUUCAACCAAGAUUUCGAGGGUGGGUUCCACACAGCCGCACAGAGAGUUGACAUUUCAGGGGUUUGGAAGCGAGCUUAUUGAAGCAUCUUUCUGCUUUACUGAUCCUGCCCUCACCAGGGCUUUCAGUCUGCUUUGGUGAAUCGUUUACAUUUUUUCCCGUUUUAGUCUGGGCAGCGACAGAUGCCCAACAGCAAUGCACUUCUGUACGUUUGAAGCAGACUGCAGCGGCUGGCUUCCUAAUUAUAUGACCAAGCACAAGGUAGAUUCUAAUGUGAUGGCUUUUUUAUCCAGUGCCUAAAAAAAAUAAAAAAUAUUCUUGCAUCAGCAGAUCUUGCAGUUCAAGCUUCUACGGCUUUUUUUCUCUCUUGUAUGAAAGCCAUUUUCUGACCGUCACCUUACAACUGUUUUUGCCAAAAUACCUCUUAGUUAACGUGUAGAUAAGACAGAAGAUACUGUCAGGCUAGGGAGAGACGCAUUUAGAUAGAAAUACUUGCGGUGCACUGGAUUUAGCUUGCCUUGCAAGGAGAGUUUUCACUCCUUUUUCUCCAAUUUGUUCAACAAGCUAAACGAAACACACCGACUGUUGGUUUAUAUCUUGAAUGAGUCGCCGAAGAAUGGAUAUUACUAUAUUGAUGUCAUUCAUAUUGCGUUUUGUUUUUAGUAAACUGCUUUUCAAGUAGCUCUAACCGUAGCUCACUCAUUUUUCUGAGAGGUUUGUUCCUUUACCGUAGUCGUCAUCAUUUGUGUUAAUUUUCAUCGGUGUCGUAGUUCAUCUUAUUUCUUGGUGUGUGCACAGGUCUGUCGUCGUCGUCUCGUGCUUAUGCUGUCGACGAACCUCCAGUUACUUACCUGUACCAUUCUGAUGCCUUCACCACGUAGAAUAAUUGCCUCGUGAGACAAUAAUUCUAGUGUAAUAACUGAGAUAGCAACAUAAGCUGAAAGUGCAUUUUCUCGCAUCAUGUUUCUUUCCGGGGUGUGUGUGUAGGAGUUGACCAGCAAUGCCAUAUUACAGAUUCUGUCUUUAAUGAACUCAGAGGUUGUCUUACAUACCCGGGCUUUACCUGGGUAGUUGUGCACUUUGUCACAUUUGUCUUCUCUGUUUCUUACCUCUGUCAUUUCUCUCAUGUUGUACAUAGUCAUGUGUGAAGGAGGUAGGGUGUGACUGAGGACUGAUCCUUGGCUGUACUCGGAUUUUGGAGUGUGUUAAAAUCCGAGCAACCUGAACACUUACAUGAUGUGGAUGUGUUAGUGUGAUUAAGGAACUGUGUUUUGGUCUCGGCACUCUUACAGCAUGAGCCAUUUUGAAUCAGAUCGUAUGAUUUAAGACGAGAAAAGAAAAAAAAAACACCCUUUGGAAAGACGUGUGUCCGUGUGAAUCGUGCCUGAACUUUGUCAAUAUUGUAACAAUGUGAAAAGAGAGCAAUCAGAUCUAUGUUUUCUAAUCAUUUUGUGUA
Molecule: messenger RNA, 4033 nt
Organism: Myripristis murdjan (pinecone soldierfish)
Lineage: Eukaryota; Metazoa; Chordata; Actinopteri; Holocentriformes; Holocentridae
Gene: far1
Product: fatty acyl CoA reductase 1
Exons: 12
Coding region: 1-1557 (518 amino acids)
Biological process (GO): long-chain fatty-acyl-CoA metabolic process
Cellular component (GO): peroxisome
Molecular function (GO): alcohol-forming very long-chain fatty acyl-CoA reductase (NADP+) activity
Source: RefSeq, a predicted model, not a curated record